This is a messenger RNA of Symbiodinium natans, 1275 nucleotides long. The record is from the annotation of a GenBank genome assembly. Lineage: Eukaryota; Dinophyceae; Suessiales; Symbiodiniaceae.
AUGACCAUGCUGCGGCACUUGGUCAGUGCGGCAUUGGCUAUCACUGCCUUGGCAAUGCAACCACAGGAUAUGGAGGCGUUGCCUGCAGACGAUGUCUGUGACGGUGAAGAGUGCAGCCUCUCUUUGCGCCAAUUGCGUGGUUUGCAGUCCGAGAGUCCUGUUGCUGAGCACAACGCCUCCGUGAACACCUCCGACAGCAAUACAACCGACAGCGCUGCGGACGUGCCGACCGUGCCGACCGUGCCGACCGUCGAGACCUCCGGCUCCAAUUCCACAGAGACGGGCAAAGAGAGUGCAGAAGAGUCAGAGGCGCCGCAAGCACCAGUCACCGCCAACACCCCGGUGCAAAUCUACGUCCCUGACCCAUCCGAAACCAUCGAACCCAGCGGGGCUGAUGACGAGGGGGAGACUAUCAGCAAAGUCAACGAGACACUGAAGCAGGAUGAGAGGGAGAAGGAAGAAGGUGGAAGUUGCUGCUUCAGCGGGGAGAGCAGCAAAGACACCUGCGGAACUUGCUACCCAAUGUCGAUUGCCUCCUACAAGAGCAAGUGCUCUAGAAAGGUCUCUUGUCUCGGUGAGUGUGCUGGAACCUGGUGUCCAACCAAGUGUGUGAUGAGUGCUGCUGAUCCGGGCAAUAUGUGCGGCACAGCAUUUCCCAAGGGCACUGCCGUCGAAGACAGCUUCUGCGCUUCGUCCAAAGACGCUUGCAAAAGCUGCAAAGGAGAAUGGUGCCGCGCGGGCCACGCAUCCAACUUUAAAGUUGAAGAGGACAGCUAUGGCCGCGAAGAGAAUGUGUACGUGCCACCAGAAGAUACCAAUGGCUUUUGCUGCUAUCGUGGAAACACAUCUGCUGCAGAAGGCAUGUGUGGCGCCUGCGCAGACGUUGCGAAGGAUGAGACGUGCUCCGAGAAGACGCGCUGCGGCGGCUGUGGUGGGACUUGGUGUCCUGGGCCCAAGUGUGUGAAAGCCUACAAGGACGAAGCCAACCCGUGUGGCAGUGCGUAUCCUCUCUCGGGCAUUGCGGCAGCAGAUGACUACUGUUCCUUGAACGAGAAGCAAUGUGCGAGUUGCAAGGGCUCGUGGUGCCCCAUCAGCAACAUCACUUAUUCCGACGGCACCAAGUAUGACCCCAACGAAGGUUGGCAUGCCCAUGGAGACCAGAGACUGACUCCUGAGAAUGCCACAGCAACGGCCGAGGCUGAGGAGGAGGUAGAGAACGAUGACACUAUCUCAGAUCUCUUUCCGGAUGGGCUUGCAGAUCAUGGAGUGCCCUGA